This is a messenger RNA of Tetranychus urticae (two-spotted spider mite), 1165 nucleotides long. RefSeq names its product sepiapterin reductase. NCBI's taxonomy places the organism in Eukaryota, Metazoa, Arthropoda, Arachnida, Trombidiformes, Tetranychidae. Gene Ontology annotation, biological process: tetrahydrobiopterin biosynthetic process. The record is from RefSeq and is a predicted model, not a curated record. Gene Ontology annotation, molecular function: sepiapterin reductase (NADP+) activity.
GUCUCAGCUACCGGCUUGUAUCAUUUUGACAAGACUAACUGUCAUCUUGUUUUUUUUGGCAACUGUUUUGUUAUCAUUAAUCAAAUUAACUCUUUUUUUUUCGUAAAUUUUGCAUCUGUUUCUUCGGAAUUAUAUAAAAUCUGAUUCAGUGCAGUUGAGCAAUGAAAGCAAUUAACUUUAAAGGCCUCUGAAAGGUUAAUAAUCCAGUACACAUGUCUUGCGAUGUAACAUCUUCAUCUUCUGGUCAAGAUGAAACUGUUGGCCAGUCUAAAGAUUGGUGGGGAAAUAAAGUUUUAAUCAUCAUAACUGGAGCCAGUCGAGGGCUUGGUAAAGCAAUUGCUAUAAAAUUAGCAACUAGAUUUCACCAAUUUCAUAAUAUAUCAUCUGACCAACAUGCACCAUAUUCAGCCAGGAUCUCGUUUCUUUUAUUGUCACGGGUUACCACAGGCCUUGGUCAAGUGACUACUGAAAUACAGAAUACAGGCCCUGCUAUUCUCAAGGUUCAGCCGGUUUCUGCUCAGUUGAAUGAAUCUGCUAGUAUGACUGCCUUUGACACUGUUCUAGAACAUGAGGAAUCGGAUUAUGAUCAAGUUAUUCUUGUUCACAAUGCUGGCACAUUGAACAAUCCAGACCAUUUAGUUGAUUCUUAUCGUCCAUCUAAUAUUUCAGAGCUUGAUGAGUAUAUGAGAGUCAACCUAUCUUCUGCCAUUUUAUUCACUGCAUCAGUUUUAAGAUUGUAUAGAAACUGCCCCAAACGUAACAUCAUUAAUAUAACCUCAUUGGCAGCAAUUCAACCCAUGAAAGGAUUAGCACUUUAUGGUUCAAUAAAAGCAGCUCGUGACCAAUACUUUAGAUCAGUGGCUCUUGAAGAUCCUACUACUAGAGUUUUAAACUAUGCUCCUGGUCCUUUGAAAACUGACAUGGCAAAUACUUUGGCUAAUCAAGGAUAUUUGACUGAUUUUUUUCGAAAUCAAGAUAACCUCCUUGAUCCAGAAGAUAGUGCUGAAAGGAUGAUUCAAAUUCUCGAGAAUGAUAAUUACGAUAAUGGAGCUCAUAUUGACUAUUUUGAUCCCUUACCAUGACAAAGUUGUGAAUUGGUUUCGUUAAUUUCUUUAUUUUCACUUUACUUGGUGUUUAUUAUUAAAAAUUGACACGAUUCAAAGAA